GUUCUCGGCUUCAGCAUGAAACCAAACAUGCUCAAUAUAACUUUGAUACCAGUUCUGGCCAUAGGCUUCCAAGGGAAGGAAAAACCUGUGCACUGCUCAGAACGUGGCCAAGCCAAUGAAAUGUAGCCCUCGUUAAAUAAAACACAUCAACGGUUUUCACCAACGGUUGCAAUAAAUCGGUGCGGUGCCAACAUGCACAUGGAAACAGGGCCAAUUUUUCCAUUUAGUGUCCCUGCAAUCAUCUUUUUUGGCUCAGUUUGGGAUUUUGCACGAUUGUGGACCUCAUGGCUGCUGAGUUUCAAGUUAUUACAUUCCCUUCUCCGACGUUUGAGAAAGUUGGGUUGGCUCAAGUUUGGCAGGGAAGGGCUAGUUCUCUGCCAUUAAUGGCCCUAAAGUCAGGCAGAAAUUCAGCAGGGGCAUCUUUUCCUGCCUGAGAAAAGAUUCAGAAGUGCUGAUAAGCGAAGAUUCAUUACCCAUCCUCAACCCUUGGUUUGUUGUUUGGCUGUGAACUGGAGGUUGUUCAUCAUGGUUUGUUAUCUUGGUGGGUUCAGACAGCAUGAGAACUGACCUCUCCACCAUGACCCAUGGUUCAGUGCCAAGCCACAUGCGACCUAUUCUCAACACUCGUGUGCGGUUUGUCAUCUCCUCUGGACCCAGUCAUUACCUGGCAGUAAUUCUCGCGAAGUUGGCCCGCAAUUUCCCAUCACUUGCCACCUGGCACUUUUUCCAAGAGGCCUUGAAAGGGAGCCAGGGCGGUUCUGCGGUGGUUUUACUCCAAGGAUGCCUCCGAUUCAGGCGGGUUCCAUGAUCUGCCUUGGGAAUGCCUUCUAUAUCCUCCUUGCUGGAGGAGGCGGCAGCCACGGCAAACUUCUCCCGUCCUGCAGGAGUACGUGGCGGGCAUGGGGUGGUCAGGACAGCGGUCCACCUCUGGCAGGGGCAGCGCCACCAAAAGACCCGCCUCUGCCAGGCGGUAAAAGGCCUUUCCUGGAUGCUCUCCGAGGUCCUGACACAACUCCCGCCUUCUCCGACACCACCCAGAACACCCAGCUCGGUUUUUCGAGGGCUGGCACCUGGUCCGCAGAACACCUUUGACAGCCUAACUGGCAGGUAGAAAUAAGGCAGGUGAAGUAUCUUGCACCUUGGCAAUGUCUGUCUGCCAGGCUGCAUUUCAGGCACAGAAGCUCCUGAAUUUCUAAUAAACAUUAGAAGUAUUAGAUUAAAUAUGAUCUAAUCUUUAAGAAGUUCUGGCAUGGAAUGCUAGAUGCUGGAACCUGCAGCAAAAUUUUGCAGUAUAUCCUCACCUCCGAACAGGGUGCAGUGCUUCAGGGUUGUAGCCUGCCGUGACCUUCCACGCUUCGUUCCAUUCUCUCCUUUUCCUUUUCCAGAGGAUCCUAAGCUUUCCAUGGGUAUUGAGAAAAAUCCAUUCUUUGGGGGUAGCUUAUAGGGCAGGGGGAAGGACGGUCUCUUGCAUGCUUUAAAAAUUGCCUCUGCAGACUCCUCUGAACAUGCUGUGACUUCUCUCUCGUUUUUCACAUGCCCUGUUUUCUCGUGGGCAUUUGCAUCAGAGAGCUCAAUGAAAUCAGCCAGUUAGUACAUUUCUGCUCCUCCACAUCUACCAAAAUGUUUUCCCAAUUUAUUUGUAAGCCGGCACCACAGAAAAUUGGGAAGUGCUAAGUAAUGAGCGCUUUUAAUUCAUUUCUCCUUUCAUUUCUAAGAAACAAAAGAAGAAACAAAGAGAGAAUUUCUAAAGAAAUCCAGGGAAACGGAUACAAUUCAUAAGCCUCUAUGUGCAUCUUUUGUACCUUAGCUGGACAAACGCAGUGCAGUAGCUAUUUUUGGAAGACAUUUCAAAAAUAGCUAUUUUUGGAAGCUAUUUCUGUGUUUUGCAAGUAAUACAAUUGCACCAUUUUGCUGAGAAAUAAGCGAGCCCUUUGCCCCAGAUUCCUGGUUUUUCAAGCCACCCAGUCCCUCCGGGAUGUCCUCCUGCCGCCUGUGCAAACACCUCUAGGACGGGACGCUUCCAGAGCAAAGGCUAUUGGGACUCUUUGCCGAGCCCUCUGGCCGCGGCUUGCUCUGCUCUCCAAAGCGCAGGAUCCGGCGUGCCGCUUGCACCGCUCGUCAAGAUGCCGGAUCGCUUGUAUGUUGAACCGAAGCCCGGAGACCUCAUAGAAAUUUCCCGCCUCGGCUACCAACACUGGGCCAUCUAUGUGGGUUCGGGUUACGUGAUCCAUCUGACUCCUUCAGGUGAGUUAAAACAAAGCAGGCUGUCCAGCUUCUUGUCCAUUGUGUCGGAUAAAAUGGUGGUGAAGAAGGCACUCCUGUGGGAAAUCGCCAGGGGAGACGUCUGCCAGGUCAACAACAAAUACGAUCGCAAGCACCGGCCCCGUCCCGCCCGCAAAAUCGUCCGGGAGGCAGAACUGCUCUUGGGAAAGGAGAUGCACUACAGCUUGACCAGCAGCAACUGUGAGCAUUUUGCCACACGCCUGCGCUAUGGGAUGGCGAGGAGCGACCAGGUGAGAGACACCUUGAUUGUGAGUACGGUGGGCGUCAUUGGCGUCGGGGUAGCUGUGGUUGUGACAACGGCGAUUGGCCUUAUCCUGGAGUCCAGCAGGUGCAUCAAGGACUGAACAGCCCAUGUUUUCAUCCUGUGUUUUUCUCUGUGUUUGGGCAUCUUCCCCUGUUCAGCUUAGCCUGCACUUUCAUCCUGGUGCUCCUUAAUUCAAUACUCUGAAAGAUGGACAGUGCGUAACAAGCCGUCUUAAUCCGUCUAAGCAAGACAUCCAGUAUCCGAGUCUGGAUUUUGGUUUCCUUUUGUGAUUCUGCGCUUAUACUGGGAAUAUUUGGAAUAGCUUCUUAGAAUGCAGUGGGAGACAUCAGACUUCCAGGGUCGUUUGCAUUUCCCCCAGUCCCCAUACUUAAAAACCUGUAAAAAUAAAUAUAAAUAACCAUGUGGGUAUCCGGAGCACUGAAAUGGCACCUGCCUUGUGUGCAGGGUAGAGCUGACUGUUUUAGGCAUGAAAUCUACGUUGCAAUCAAGCAAGACUUGACUUUCCCCCAUCUUUAUUGUUGUUAAAAUAUUUUAGGGGCGGUAAGGGGAGGUUUUGCGCUUAGCUCUGUAGACACCGGCAGAAAUUAAUUCUCAGAUAACAUGCGAUGAAAGGCGAUAGAAUGUUCAAUCAUGCUCCUAUUUUACGAAAACGUCUUCAUCUUGUGCUCACAAAGAACCUCUGUGUGUCUCUAAGCUUUGCUCUGCAUUCUCAGCUGGAAAAAGUCUGUGUAGGAAAGCAGAGUUUUUCUUGUAGACAAACCCCUAGUACUGGAGGAACUUUCCUGCAAGACUGAUUUUCUGAGUCUCAACUGUUUGGUUUCCAUUUUAUGGGACUGCUUUCUUCCAUGGAGACACGAGAGAGAGGUAGAGAAUUAAGCAUGCAGCAGAGAAAACAGAGGUGGAGAUAUGUGUCUCAUUCAUUCCUAUUGCCAGAACUGGAACCCAUAGGGGUCAUCCCAUUGAAGUGAAUGAGUGGGAAAUUCAGGACAGAGAAAAGGACUGAAUGGAGCGACGGUUAGCAACUGGAAAGGCUUAGAAAGGCCUUGGCCCUAUUCUUGGAGUGGGAGAUGCCCAUGGCUACUGGCUUUGUUGGUCUAAUUCCACCUGUGAUGGCAGAGACUGUCUGUGUAUUUAGCCUAGUAGCUGGGGAACAUGGAUAGAAGGGUGCCGUUGUUUCAUUGUCUGCUCUGUGGUUUGGCCUCUGCGUGAACAGGAUGUUACCCAAGAUGGAUCCGUGCCCUCAUCUAGCAUGUAAUUUUUCUCUCCUUUUCUCCAGACAUUCAUUAAGGUCUUCUUGUCGUGAACGGAGCCGGCUAGUGCCGGAGGUCAGACUAGAUGGCCCGGGAGACCCCUUCUGACUUGCUCUGUUUCUAUGUUUCUUCAGGUCUCCUUGGUGGUUGCUUUUCAUUUGAACUUCAUGAGCUUUCUGUUUGAUAACAAAAAAGGGCUGAUGCAAAUCGUUAUAAGAAACUGAAUAAAAAGCUUCACUCUUUUUGACUGCUAA
Varanus komodoensis (Komodo dragon) is the source of this 4052-nucleotide messenger RNA. RefSeq names its product phospholipase A and acyltransferase 3-like. Gene Ontology annotation, cellular component: cytoplasm. The record is from RefSeq and is a predicted model, not a curated record. Gene Ontology annotation, molecular function: A2-type glycerophospholipase activity; glycerophospholipid phospholipase A1 activity. Gene Ontology annotation, biological process: N-acylphosphatidylethanolamine metabolic process. The coding region runs from base 2124 to 2627 and encodes 167 amino acids. Lineage: Eukaryota; Metazoa; Chordata; Lepidosauria; Squamata; Varanidae. The transcript has 4 exons.